This is a messenger RNA of Neodiprion fabricii, 3213 nucleotides long. RefSeq names its product DNA replication complex GINS protein PSF3 (gene Psf3). NCBI's taxonomy places the organism in Eukaryota, Metazoa, Arthropoda, Insecta, Hymenoptera, Diprionidae. Gene Ontology annotation, cellular component: GINS complex. The record is from RefSeq and is a predicted model, not a curated record. The coding region runs from base 56 to 670 and encodes 204 amino acids. The transcript is spliced from 4 exons. Gene Ontology annotation, biological process: mitotic DNA replication initiation.
AAUGCGGUAACGUACAGUAACGUACGCGCCGGAACAGCGAGGAACAUUGUGCAAAAUGUCGUUGUGUCAUAGUUACAUGCCAAAUUACUUCUCGAUCGACGAUAUUCUUUCCAGUCAAGAACGCGUUUCAUGCAAGAUCGAAGUUAAACUGCCAGGUCUCGGCUACUUGGACGUGUCUUCGGAGUCGCCAGAUCUGCAAUCAGGAACAAAAUUGGACCUCCCUCACUGGCUUGCGUACCCCAUGAAUUCUAGAACGCAUCCAUUCGUCAGUAUAGAAGUUCCUAAAAUAUACAAGGAGGCAUACCGUGAAAUUCUAACUGCAGACGCAUGCGCGGUGGCUCUAAACAAGUGGAGUUGCUAUUUCUAUGAAUUCGGAAUUCACCUCGCUCAAUACGAGCACAGCGACUGCAACCUUAUUCAGGAUCUACUAUUGCAGGCGUUCAAAUCGCGGUUCAGACUAGUAAUGGACUGGGCUCAUAAUACAGGAACAGAUCCGACGGUAGGAUUGCAGCUUCCUAUUCUGGAGAGAAAGUUGUUUUUAACAGGUAGAAAGUCUAGGUGUCUCUUGAUUUCUUGGUUGAAGGAAGGUGGCGGUAGUAUUGAGACAUCGGAGAUGGUAGCUAAUCAUAAGAAACGAAAACGAGCGGAGCUAGAGGAUGAGAAUACGUGAUUUUGGGCAAUUCUUAGAUACUCUUGUGCAUUUAUUACUCUGCUUUGCCGACAGUACUGUCUUGCAAGCUACUCGAAUCGAUGAAACUCUCCUGAAAACUGAAUCGAUGAUCAAAUUAAAGCUGGACUUUAGAUAACUCCUUGUAUAAAAUUGAAUCGUUUCUUGAAUACUCGGGGUGAGGAUGACGGGGUCAAAAUUUGUUUUUAUAUGCAUGAAUAAUUAGAGGAACACUCUUGCUGUUUUAGAAUUGUACAAUUAUAACCCUUUAUUUGAACAAGUGAAAUAGAUAGGUUUGAAUAAUUAUCGCUAUUACUAGGUAACAAAUGUAAAUAUUCUCUUCCGUGAUAUUCUCCAACGAAAUCAGUCACAUGAUAUAACUGCUAACGUUAGAAAAAUCAUAAUGACAGUAAUAAUUGUAAUAAUAAUAGUAAUAAUAAUAAUAAUAACAUUAAUCACGCAACAAACAACAGGUUCAUCAUUUAUCUCACAACCCAUUGACUACGUAAGGUUAGAAUGGAAAGAAAAUAAUCACUAAUUAUUCAUUGAUUUAAUGAACAAACAAAAACUCGGAACGAUUCUUGUAAGCAAUUCUAUUCGCAUUUCAUAACGGUCGAAGAGAUAUAAUUUUUAAAAGAAAUCAACAACAACGAGAAUGUGAGUUCACAUAAGUUGUUUGUUUGUACAGAGAACGAAAGAAUGAAAUGUAAACAAUAUUAAUUAAAAGCGAAAGAUACGCUAUAUCUUCUAUCGGGCGUGUGUAAUGUGACUUUUUUUUAGUUUGUUCAUUUCUGAAAAAUUUUUUAUUUCUAGCUUGUUAAAAAUAUAGGAAAGUUUUAUUUUUUAUGCGUAAACCUCAUUUUGGAGUAAAAAAAAAAAAAAACAUAAUAUUUUACUAUUGCUUUGGGUUCGGUCGAGUUUCCACAUCAAAUUGUAAUAAACUCUCUGAAUUCUCAUUGAAAUUAUUUUCUCUCUUUCUUCAGAUUUUGAAUAACGCUAACAAUAAUAAUAAUUAUUAUUAUUAUAACAAUGACAGCAAUAAUAUUAAUGCUAACAGUUGUAAUAGGAAAUAAUAAGUACAGGGCUGGUAGUCGGUCACUUUUCUCACUAUUGUUCACUUUUUUUUGAACGGAGUCACGUUUUGUUAUUUUUUCCAAGAAAUGAUCUUUCAAGUCAUUUUCUCGUUCGUAAUAUUGAGUUUCGUGCAGAAAAAAUUUUGUUGCACAAUUUUUUUCUUACGUGAUAUCCGCUGUGGACAAAAUUCUGUUGUUUUUUUGUUUUUUUUUAAGCGUUAUAGUAUUUUCAGGAGAAAAAUUAGCUUCAGUUUUAUUUUGGAAAAUCAACUAUGAUAACAUUGAUCAUUAUUUCUUUAUCGAAAUGUUUUGCCCGAAAGGACAAUAAAUUCGUAAAUCAGAGUUAUCGUUCACUUGUAACUCAUUCACUGAAUAUCGUGUACAGUGAUGCAUUUUUUUUAAUGCGGAAAAAGAUGUCACGAACAAUGAAAACCCGUAUUCAGUGACAUAAAUGAAAAUAGGGCUAUUUCUGAUGAAAUGAAUAAGACUGUGGCGACACUUUUCGCUUAAUUACUAUAUUUAAUUAUGAUCGGUCACUAUUCAGUUGCUUUUUUUAUGUCUGACAGUCGGUUUUUUUCACUUUUUUGAAACGACUUGAAUACUACCAGCCCUGUAAUUAUUAAUUGCAAUAAUUAUGAUCUUGGGGCAAUAAUAAUAUUUCAAUUUCAAAAUUACUGUAGACUGAAUCUCCCUGUCUAUAUAUAACAUACACCAAUAUUUACGGUGUUACUAUAACAAAUUGCAUUGCAAUGGCUCACGUUACUCGUAAGUAAUAUAAAAAAAAAAAAAAAAUAAAAAAAAAAAAUAACGCGUACUGCGCAUAAAUUACGUCGUCUUUAGUAAAUUGACGCGUUUUUAAUUUUACGAUUGUACAAAAUAAUGUGUAUACUAUACACAGAAUUUAAUACCUAACGACAACGAUAUUUACAAGAAGUUUUUUCCUAUUAUUGGUUUCGGAAUGUAUAUAAUUUUUUUUUUCCCAUUCCAUACGUCCUAAACUUCUAUAAUAUUUUAUUGUAAAAUCUUUAAUAUAUCUAAGUUUUAUAUAAAAUAUAUUAUUAUAUAAACCUUCUCGUCAGUUAUAAAGUUACAGUUCUAUUCACCCAAGGUAAAGUGGUAUUAAAAUUUUUUUAUUCGAGACAAUUUUUAGCGACAAACCGGAAGCGAAAAAUGAAAAAGCGAAACUUGUAUUUAGAAAAAAAGGUUGUGGAUAAUACAGAUAAAAUUUGUAAAUCGGUAAACGAAAAAAGAAACUCAUUCUAACCCUUCGAUCGUUUUAGUUUCUCUCCCUUUCUGUUGCAUCUUUUUUUUGUAGCAAUUUUUCAUGCCCACCAUUUGAUUGUAAAAAAUUGUGUAAGUUUCAAAUAUUUUCAUCCAGUCGUUUCCCGUAUCGUCGCGAGAGUUUGCCGGACAGACCGACAUUUUCUUUAUACUGUUUUUCGAAUUCUAGAGGUUCAAAAACGUAAAGAUUCG